Molecule: messenger RNA, 959 nt
Organism: Alosa sapidissima (American shad)
Lineage: Eukaryota; Metazoa; Chordata; Actinopteri; Clupeiformes; Clupeidae
Gene: isca2
Product: iron-sulfur cluster assembly 2
Exons: 4
Coding region: 38-568 (176 amino acids)
Biological process (GO): iron-sulfur cluster assembly
Cellular component (GO): mitochondrion
Molecular function (GO): 2 iron, 2 sulfur cluster binding; iron ion binding; 4 iron, 4 sulfur cluster binding
Source: RefSeq, a predicted model, not a curated record
CGUUGAUCCUGCCCAGAGCAGUUUGUUGUUGUAGAAGAUGUCACUUGUUCGUGGCAUAAUGCUAAGUGCUACUAGGUCAAAAGCCUGGAGCGUCGGAAGAGCGUCCUCAGCGCUUCUGUACGCGGCUGGCGCGCCGGGCAAGGCGUUGGUGCAGCCUUCUCAGAUGUCCCCGCUGGUGUCCACCUUUGCCGCGCAGUACAGCAGCGCGUCAGCCCAGCGGCAGCCCGCGCAGCCCGCGUACGAGGACAAAGUGCGGCUCAGCGAGUCGUGCGUGAAGAGGCUGGGGGAGAUCCUGGUGAAGGGGGAGUAUCUGCGCAUCUCAGUAGAGGGUGGCGGCUGCUCCGGAUUUCAGUACAAAUUCUCUGUGGACAACAGCAGGAACCAGGACGACAGGGUGUUUGAACAGGAUGGCGUGGGGGUGAUCGUGGACCAGGAGUCUCUGGAGUUCGUGAAGGGCUCGACGGUGGAUUUCACGCAGGAGCUGAUUCGCUCGUCCUUCCAGGUGCUGAAGAAUCCGCAGGCUGACCACGGCUGCUCGUGUGGCUCCUCCUUCUCCGUCAAGCUCUGACCUUUGACCCCAAGCUGCAGGUCAGCGUUGCGGAGGGGUCGCGGAGAGAGAGACCCCUGCAGUCUUCAGGCGCUGCUUCACAGAUCAGACUUGGUACUCUCUCACCUUGCAGAAGAGAGAGUGAUUCCACCUGCACCUGCUCUUCUUCAAUUCUAAUCUAUUCAGCUAUUCAUCAGAAAUAAAUAGAAAUAUAGAAAUAAACAUAAACAUAAUGGCAUCAGCACAUUCACUGCAUUGUAAAGUACGGGGUCCUGAAUGUGAAGUAACUCUGAGCACGCAGAGUUGGAUGUGAUCACUAAGCUCCGCCUCUGUCCUUUGUGAUGUCAGGAGACGUGAGUGUAGAUAUGAAAGUGUGUAAAUAUAUUUAAAGUAUUAAAGUGUGAAAUAUAAA